UAUUGAUAUACCGUACGUGCCUAAUGGUGACAAGACCGUGCUACUAGUGCGUGCCAGUCUGCUCUGCUCAUAUAACCUCGAUGCAUGCGUCCAGAAGAUCGAGCUGCAGCCAGUGCCUAGGAUUCGACCGGCGUAGUACGCAGAGAUGCGUAGCGGCGGCUGCGCGGUGCAGCAGAAGCUAGCGGGGGACGCGGCCGCCGUGAUGCGGCAGGCGGUGAGCCUGGCGCGUCGCCGGGGGCACGCGCAGGUCACGCCGCUGCACGUCGCCAGCGCCGUGCUCUUGGACGCCGGGGGCCUCCUCCGCGCCGCCUGCCUCCGGUCGCGGGCGACUUCCCACCCGCUCCAGUGCAAGGCGCUGGAGCUCUGCUUCAACGUCGCCCUCAACCGCCUCGCGACGGCGGGGGGCCCGGCCCCGCCGCCGGCCAUGUUCGAGUUCCACAUCCACUCCGGCCACCGCGAGCCGGCGCUGUCCAACGCGCUCGCCGCCGCGUUCAAGCGCGCGCAGGGGAACCAGCGCCGGGGCGGCGGCUCGGCCGCGGACGGCCAGCACCAGCAGAACGUCGCCGCCAAGGUGGAGCUCGACCAACUCGUCAUCUCCAUCCUCGACGACCCCAGCGUCAGCCGCGUCAUGCGCGAGGCCGGCUUCUCGAGCGCCGAGGUCAAGGCCAACGUCGAGAAGGCCAUCUCGUCGUCGGAGCAGUCCUCCAACACGGCAAGCAGCAGCAGCGCUUCCCCGAGUACCAUUACCAAGGAGCCCAGAGCCAAGGCCGACGCCGUCCAAGUCGUAGGUGACGCCGCGCGCGUGCUCGACUGCAUGGCGAGCGGGACGAACCGGUGCGUGGCGGUCGUCGGCGAGAGCGCCGCCGCCGCGGAGGGUGUGGUCAAGGCGGUGAUGGACAAGGUGAGCAAGGGGGAGCUGCGGCGUCAGCACCAGCGCCUCAAGAACGCCCAGUUCGUGCCCUUCUCGGCCGCGUCCUUCCAGCGCACGCCGAGGGAGGAGGUCGAGGCCAGGGCCGGCGACCUGUGCGCGCUCGUGCGCGAGUGCUGCGCCGCCGGCAAAGGCGUCGUGCUCGUCCUCGAGGACCUCGGCUACGCGGCGGAGGCCUGGACCGCCGCGCUGUGGACGAGAAGUGACCGCAGCGCGCGUGGCCUCCGCCACUACUGCCCCGUCGAGCACGCGGUCAUGGAGUUGAGCAGCCUCGUGCGCGGCGGCGGAGGCCGCGACAAGGACAUGUUCUGGGUGCUGGGGUUCGCGGCCUAUGCGCCCUACACGAGCUGUAGGUCGGGGCAGCCUUCUCUGGAGACCGUCCUGGGACUACGCCCCGUCGUCGUGCCGGACGGCAGCCUCGGCGGCGAAAGUGAGGAAACACACUGCGGCGCCGGCACGGUGGUGGCGCCGGCGAGCGUCCCCUCGUGGAUUCGCCGUUGCCAAGGUCCAGUAGUCGUCACUGGAUCGGCGCUCACGCUGAGCUUCUCAUCUCCGGCUUCUUCCUCCCACUGUGGCUUUACCCAUCAUCAUGACGACACCAACAAGAGCUGCGUGCCAUGGCAUGAUCUCAUGGACCAGCAGCAGCAAAAGCUGUUGCUGAACCGCCGGCACGAUGGUCCACUGGCCGAGCCAUACGAUCAGCUGUCGCCCGCAAACCCUAAUUCAGGAUCCUCUAAUAACUCGGUGUCUAGAUCUAACUCAUCGGACGGCGCGACGACGGCUUGCCGCCGCCGGCCAAAGUUCACCGAGCUCAGCGCGGAGAAUCUCAAGAUCCUGUGCCGCGCGCUGGAGACGCGCGUACCGCGCCACAGAGACAUAGCUCCGGGUAUCGCCAGCGCCGUGCUCCAGCGCCGCUCCGGCGUGACGAGGACGGCGCGGCCGACCCCGGCGACGUGGCUCCUCUUCCGAGGGAGGGACAACGACGGCAAGAUGUCCAUGGCUCGGGAGCUUGCCAGGCUUGUCUUUGGCUCGCACGACGACUUCACCAGCAUCGCCGCAGCAGCGUCAAAGCUCGCACCGGAUCACUCCGGUUCCAGCAGCCCCGGCAAGCACAGCCUCAAGAGGCAGAGGUCGCCGCCGGACAACGAGCACGGAGGCUUCAUGCAGACGUUCUACGAGGCGAUCCGCGAGAACCCUCACCGUGUCGUCCUGAUCGAUGGCGUCGAGCACCACUCGAAACUACAAGCCGGCAUCAUGGGUUCCAUGGAGAACGGAACUGUGAGGGGUUGCGAUGGUGGUGUCGUCAGCUUGGAGGACUCCAUCGUAGUGUGCUGUGAAGCGUUCGAGUCGAGAUCGUUGCCUCGGGUUUCUUCAUCCCCGCGGCCUGUGAAGCAAAUGAUUACGAGUGACGUCGACAGCAAGGUGGAAGGUGAUGACGCAGAUAAAGGAGUCGUGCCACAUUUCAGCUUGGAUUUGAAUACCUGCGCCAUUGACGACGGCGAAGGGGAGGAAGCGAGUAGUUCUUGGUAUGAUGCCAUGGAGAUCCAAAAUGAUGUAGACGGCGUUUUCUUCUUCUAGUAUUAUUAUCUGAGAAAUAAUUAAAGUUUUGCUUC
Molecule: messenger RNA, 2541 nt
Organism: Zea mays
Lineage: Eukaryota; Viridiplantae; Streptophyta; Magnoliopsida; Poales; Poaceae
Product: Protein SMAX1-LIKE 3
Exons: 2
Coding region: 146-2506 (786 amino acids)
Molecular function (GO): ATP hydrolysis activity; ATP binding
Source: RefSeq, marked validated